GAAAAUUUUUUUGGUUGAAUUUUCCCAGGAAAAUUAUCAACCAACCAUAUUAUUUUCUCCCCAACCAAACAAACGAUACAGAGACGAAACAACGGGCGAGAUGUCUGGCGGUGUCCGUCCUACUUACGACGACAUCACCCUACCACGAGAAGAAGAAGUAGAAGAAGAAGAACGCACACACCUUCACCACGAAACCUCCACCGGCAAAACAUCCUCCGCCGCCGCCGGCGGGCUCCUCUCUUUCCAUCAAUUGAAUUCUCUCGCCAUCAUCGUUGUCCUCUCAACGAGCGGCCUCGUCUGCGUCGACGACUUGGCCUUCGUCCUCUUCUCACUCGUCUACUUCAUCUUCCUUUCCAGAUCAGUUUUCCCUCCCAAAACCCCCAAAAUCGACGGCCCUCUCACAAGCCCUAGCAACAAGACGUUCCGUCUCUACGUCGCGGCCGCGGGAAUCGUCGGCCUGGUGAUCCCGAUCUGUUACAUCUGCCAUGGAGUCUUCGAGGACGACAAGGUCGGGAUUCGCGCCGCGGCUCCUCACGUGUUCCUCCUCGCUAGCCAGGUGUUCAUGGAGGGCGUUGCCUCCAGGCGCGGGUUCUCCGCCCCGAUGCGAAUCCUGAUCCCGAUCUUCUACAACGCGAGGAGGAUCCUGACGAUCGUGGAGUGGCUGAGGGGAGAGUUCACAAAGGAGACGCCGGAGUUCGGGACGAUUUCACGGCGGAGGAUGUUGGCCGGUAGAGCUCUGGCGACUGCGAACAUGGCGGUUUGGUCAUUCAAUCUGUUUGGGGUGCUGUUGCCGGUUUAUCUCCCCAGAGCUUUCAAGAGGUAUUAUGAAGUGAACAACAAGGACGAUUGAACCGGUUUUUGUGUUUAACUGUCCGGUUUAACUUAUACCGUAACGUAAUGGGUUUAGUUUUCGGUUUAUUGUUCAGAUCUUUGAUGUGGAACCGGUUUAGGGUUGGUUCUAUUGUUCAGCUUUGGCUUUCAUUUCGACGCUACGGUCUAUGUUCCAAUUUCCAAAUACGCACCUUUUGUUAGCUACGUGAAUCAAUUUACUUUGUGAUGACUUCAGUUCAUAGAUUAUUGCUCUAAAUACCGAAAUGAUUACUCAAA
Tarenaya hassleriana is the source of this 1107-nucleotide messenger RNA. RefSeq lists its product as uncharacterized. NCBI's taxonomy places the organism in Eukaryota, Viridiplantae, Streptophyta, Magnoliopsida, Brassicales, Cleomaceae. The transcript has a single exon. The record is from RefSeq and is a predicted model, not a curated record. Bases 101 to 850 code for a protein of 249 amino acids.